Molecule: messenger RNA, 2466 nt
Organism: Macroventuria anomochaeta
Lineage: Eukaryota; Fungi; Ascomycota; Dothideomycetes; Pleosporales; Didymellaceae
Exons: 8
Coding region: 1-2466 (821 amino acids)
Biological process (GO): chromatin organization
Cellular component (GO): histone deacetylase complex
Molecular function (GO): histone deacetylase activity
Source: RefSeq, a predicted model, not a curated record
AUGAACGAUAUGGACGUCCCGAUGGAGGACGAGAUCAUCGCCUCAACCGAGUUCAACAAUGGCCCUGUGGACUAUGCACCCGAGUUUGUUAUACCAACCGAUGUUUUUGCAAACCCAAACAUGGCCCACCUACCAAAGAAUGCUCAAUUACCACCUUAUGAGGGUGCGUUGUCUAUGCGUACAACCUCACAUUAUGUGGAUGGCCGAUCAGACAAAACGGACAUCACACGAACCACUCUGCAUCGCCGUCCAAGCCCACAAGUCAGAAUACCGCCGAAACCAAGAUCACAGGCUCUGCCAUACGCAACGUUGAAAACGGGCUUAGUCUAUGAUCCUCGCAUGCGAUUUCAUGCGGAACUCCCCAACGAUUCUCGGGCAGAUGACAUACAUCCCGAAGAUCCGCGCCGUAUUCACUCAAUUUUCGAAGAGAUCCGGGAAGCUGGACUCGUGCGCGGCCCAGAGAGCUCAGAUAACGACGAACAUGAUGAAUAUUGUUGGAGAAUCGGGAUCCGGCCGGCCGAGGAACAUGAGAUUCUGACGAUUCAUACAAAGAAGCAUUAUGAUUUCGUUUCUUCUCUACAACACAUGUCUGUGGAGGAGUUGCAUGAGAAAGGAGAGGAGCUAGACUCAAUCUACUUCAACCACUCCACUUACGACUGUGCCAGACUAGCAGCAGGCGGCGCAAUUGAGGCCUGCAAAGCUGUCGUGCAAGGAUCUGUGCGCAAUGCGAUCGCUAUCAUUCGGCCACCAGGGCAUCACGCUGAGAGUGACCAACCUUCGGGGUUCUGCAUCUUCAACAAUGUCCCUAUCGCAACACGUGUUUGCCAAGAUGCGUAUCCUCAGACCUGUAGAAAGGUUCUGAUUCUCGAUUGGGACGUUCACCACGGUAACGGUAUCCAGCACGCAUUUUACAAUGACCCAAAUGUGCUCUACAUAUCGUUGCAUGUUUUCCGUGGCGGGAAUUUCUACCCAAACCUACCCGACGGCGACCUGAACUUCUGCGGAGAGGGUGAUGGUAUUGGUAAGAAUGUCAACAUACCAUGGGAUGAACAUGGCAUGGGUGAUGCCGAGUACCUCUGCGCCUUUCAAGAAGUUGUCAUGCCUAUAGCCAGCGAGUUCGAUCCGGACUUGGUGAUCAUUUCCGCUGGUUUCGAUGCUGCUGAAGGGGACGUACUCGGCGGCUGCUUUGUAACCCCAGCUUGCUACGGUCAUAUGACGCACAUGCUCUCGCGCUUAGCGAAGGGUAAGCUUGUAGCGUGUCUGGAAGGAGGCUACAACUUGCGCUCGAUCGCACGUUCUGCACUUGCGGUUACCAGAGUGUUAAUGCAGGAGCCCCCAGACCGACUGAGCGAAGACCUACCGGCACCUAAAGCUACUGCUGUCCGUACCAUCGAGCAGGUGAAGCGCCAGCACUCGAAAUACUGGAAAUGCUUGUAUCCGAAACACCUCGACCGGACCGACCCAGGAUUUGCCGCUACAGAUGCAUUGCACGAUGUCAUUAGAGAAUGGCAGAGCCAGCGUCUCGCUAGAGAGCAUGCCAUGAUACCCUUGCAGAUUAUUCAACCAGGACUCUCGCAGACCUUCGAGCACAACGUACUUGCAACGCCUGACAUCGUGGAGCGUAAGCCGCUUUUGGUCAUCUUUCAUGACCCUCCCAGCUUCCAGGAUCACGCAGACCCGGUCACUGGUCGAAGAGAGCUACACAACACGUGGCUUAACUACAUUGACUGGGCCAUAACGAACAACUUUUCCGUCAUCGACGUGAAUGUUCCUCAGAUUGUGGCUGUGGAGAGUGAAGAGUCGAAUUUGGGCUUCAUCAAAGCGGAUGACCAAAAGGCUCGGUCAGACAGAACUCGCGAAAUGGCUAACUACCUCUGGACCAACUAUAUUGAACCCAAUGAGGCGACACAGGUCUUCUUUAUGGGAAUAGGUGAUGCCUAUCUUGGCUUGGUUGACCUAUUAAGCCGCAAUGAAACUACUACCGAGAACGGCAGCAGGAUAGAGCUCAUCAUAGGAUUUGUGGCCGAUUCAGCUAUACAGUCCGUCAAGCGUCCUACAGACGACGACGUCGGCACAUGGUACUAUUACCACACCAAAAUCUUCGUGAAGCAAAGUCACUUCGCCUUCAAUCGCAAUACGACGAAGAAACUGCGUAGGAAGCUGGGAGAUCUUCAACAGUCAGAUUGGGACACAUUAGAUGAGAUGCUGGUCGGCCACCGAAAAGAAGUGCAGGACUUGUUAUUGGAGAAGAAGAGCGAGUUCGCGGAGGAAACCGAGAACUCUACUCCUACUGACGAUGAGCAGCAGGCGGCACUAAACGGCGGUUUUCGAAGCCCUCCUCGAGGCCUUGACACACAAGCGAUAAAUGCAAGGCACGCUAAUGGACUGCGGGGUUUACCACCUGUUGGUGUCUUCUCCAGUCCAGUGCCCAGAAGUCCCAGAAGCCCGAUGGGGAGGCCGUAUUGA